This is a messenger RNA of Fraxinus pennsylvanica, 2391 nucleotides long. NCBI's taxonomy places the organism in Eukaryota, Viridiplantae, Streptophyta, Magnoliopsida, Lamiales, Oleaceae. The record is from the annotation of a GenBank genome assembly.
AUGGCUUUCGCAGUUUCAAGUAUAAUGUUGUUUUUCCUACUGGUCUUGUUACCACUCUCAGCCACAGCUCAGCCAUACGGGAAUGUAACUUUGGGUUCAUCAAUAACUGCAAACAAUGCAAAUUCCACAUGGUUAUCACCAUCUGGAGAAUUUGCUUUUGGCUUCCAGCAGAUCAUUCGUGGAGGUUACUUACUGGCAAUCUGGUUCAACAAAAUACCCGAAAGAACCAUUGUUUGGUCGGCCAAUCGCGAUAAUCCCGUCCAAGCAGGAUCAAAAGUUCAACUAUUUGCAGAUGGAAGGUUUGAACUGAGUGAUCCUAGAGGCCAUAGGAUAUGGGCUACUCCUUUGUCUCUUGGUGGAGUGGCAUAUGGAGCCAUGCUGGACACUGGUAAUUUUGUGUUAGCAAACACCAACUCAGUUGUUUUGUGGCAGAGUUUUGACGAGCCAACCGAUACGUUAUUACCAACACAGACACUAAAUCAAGAUGGCACACUUGUAUCCAGCUUCUCUAAGACAAACUUUUCGAGUGGAAGAUUCAUCUUCAGAUUACAAAAUAAUGGAGAUCUUGUGUCUUGCACCAGAAAUUUCCCCAUGGACGACAUUAUUUUUCCUUAUUGGUCAACGAAAACUGUGGACAGUGGCUUCCAGGUGAUCUUCAACCAAUCAGGUUACAUCUUUCUGGUAGCAAAAAAUGGAAGUAUCCUCAAUUUUGUGUCUUCAACUUCAGCCUCGACUAGUCAGUUUUACCAGAGAGCAAUGCUGGAAUAUGAUGGGGUUCUAAGACAUUAUGUCUACCCCAAGUCUGCUAAUUCAGCAGGUGGUAGAGCAAUGGCUUGGUCCACUAUGCACUUCAUACCUUCGAAUAUAUGCUCGAGCAUAAAGCAAAGUAGAGGUGGCGGUGCUUGCGGUUUUAAUAGUUUGUGUUCAUUUGGAACUGAUCAAAUGCCAAAGUGUGAGUGCCCUAUUGGUUACUCUUUCAUAGAUCCAAAUGACAGAAUGAGUGAUUGCAAACCAGAUUUCGCUCAACAAAGCUGCAAUGAAGAGACACACGAAACUGACCUUUUUAGUUUCAAUGACAUGCCCAACACAGAUUGGCCUCUCUCUGAUUCUGCUUAUUUUCAGCAAGUCACAGAAGAAUGGUGUCGAGAGGUUUGCCUCAACGAUUGUUUUUGUACUGUUGCAUUGUAUAGAGACGGUAACUGUUGGAAGAAGAGAUAUCCUCUCUCCAAUGGGAGGGUCGAUGAUAAUAUAGGGGGGAAAGCUUUGAUAAAAAUAAGAAACAGCAAUGCAACAGCAGACUCCUCUGGCUCAAAGAAGAGUAAACGAUCCAUUCUGAUCAUCACCGGAUCAGUUUUCUUAGGCAGUUCCAUGUUUCUUAAUUUUCUUCUACUUUCAUUCAUCUGCUUGUAUGCUUUCUGUUUCAGUCAACAAAAAUCAAAGGUGAUUCAAGCACUUCAAGUUCUUCCGGGCCUGAACAUAAGAAGAUUCAGUUUCAAAGAGCUACAAGGAGCAACAAAUGGAUUCUGGGAGGAAUUGGGCAGGGGUGCUUAUUCAACAGUAUACAAAGGAAUUAUUAAGAACGACAAUACUGAAACCGUAGUUGCUGUGAAAAAGCUGCAUAAGAUGGCUACAGAAGGUGAGGAAGAAUUUAAAGCGGAAGUAAGCUCAAUUAGCAGGACUAAUCACAAAAAUCUAGUUCAAUUGCUAGGAUAUUGUGAUGAGGACCAAAACCGGCUUUUGGUAUAUGAAUUCAUGAGCAAUGGCUCUCUUGCAAACUUUCUUUUUGAAAAUUCAAGGGCCAACUGGUACAAAAGACUGCAGAUUGCAUUUGCAACAGCGAGAGGUAUUCGCUAUUUGCAUGAAGAAUGUAAAAAUCAAAUCAUACACUGUGAUAUUAAGCCCAGAAAUGUACUCUUGGACGAAUCCUUCACGGCAAAAAUAUCAGACUUUGGAAUAGCCAAGCUUUUGAAGCCAGAUCAGUCGAGAACCACCACAGGAAUAAGGGGAACCAAAGGGUAUAUCGCUCCAGAAUGGUUCAGAAACAUGCCGAUUACAGUCAAGGUUGAUGUUUACAGCUUCGGAAUCUUGUUGCUCGAGCUUAUUUGUUGCAGAAGAAAUUACGAACGCAAGGUCGAGGCUGAGAGUGAAAUGAUACUUGCUGAUUUUGCUUAUGAUUGUUACAAGGAAGGAACAAUGCAUUUGUUAGUGGCAAACGACGACGAGGAGGCAUUAAACGACAAGCGAUUUGACAAGUUUGUGAUGAUAGCAAUUUGGUGCAUUCAGGAGGAUCCAGAAUUAAGGCCCACCAUGAAAAGAGUGCUGCAACUUAUGGAAGGAUCUGUUGAAGUCCCCAUUCCUCCAGAUCCAGCCUCCUCCAUCACUUCAAUUUAG